Harmonia axyridis is the source of this 1274-nucleotide messenger RNA. RefSeq names its product malate dehydrogenase, mitochondrial-like. Gene Ontology annotation, cellular component: mitochondrion; cytoplasm. Lineage: Eukaryota; Metazoa; Arthropoda; Insecta; Coleoptera; Coccinellidae. The coding region runs from base 84 to 1223 and encodes 379 amino acids. Gene Ontology annotation, molecular function: L-malate dehydrogenase (NAD+) activity. The record is from RefSeq and is a predicted model, not a curated record. Gene Ontology annotation, biological process: tricarboxylic acid cycle. The transcript has 5 exons.
UGACAAAAAAUUCGUUACUUCUGUCACAAUGAUGUUCCCAAAGUACGUCAAAAUUUCUUGUUAUAUUUCUUGCAUCUUUUGAAAUGUUACCAAGAUCCAUACUGAGAAGAUAUUGCUCCGCUUUAGCGAAGAGUAAAGAAUUGAAGAAAAAAAUAUGCGAAGAAACGGAAGAGACCAGAUUUUGCAAUGUUGCACUAAUAGGAGCAGAUACCAAGCUUGGCGAACUAACAGCUUUCCUGAUGAAACCAAAUCCUUUGAUAACAACACUUCAUCUUCAAGGAGGGGCAGGCGUGGUUGGUUUGUGUGAGGAUUUGUCGCAUAUCGACACCAGGUGUAGAGUGGUAGCACAUGCUGGCACGGAUAAUUAUCGAAAUGCUAUGAAAACUGCUGAUGUAGUGGUUCUGCUUGGAAUGGGAGGAUUCUCCUCUAAAACUCCUAUUGGAGACCGUGUGAUGGCUGAAGGAAACAGGAUUUGUAAAUUAGCAGAAAAAUGCACCAAAUACGCUCGUAGAGCUGUCAUUGUUGUCUGCGCAACGCCAGUGAGUGUUAUGACGCCUUUAGUCGUCGAUAUGUUCAAGAGAACAGACUGGUAUCAUCCUGCCAGGAUAAUUGGGUUUCCUGGACCCGUAUCGGUUGUCAUCAAUACUGAAGUAGCUCGUUACCAGUGUUUUGACCCUAGCAUUGUCGAUAUACCAAUAAUAGGGGGACCAGAUAUAGAAUCACUGGUACCAGUAUUCUCAAAGGCUGUACCUUGCCCUGUGGACCGCGAAGGUGCAAUAAGGUUAACAGCGAGGUUAAGAGGUAUAGAACCGACUGAUUUUCCGAGAAAAUCCAGAACAGAAAACGUUUUCGUCACCGCAGUGAAUCCUGAGGCUGUAGCUUUGAACAGGCUGGUUUCAGCUAUAGCUUAUGGUAUCCAUGGUGACGAGAUGGCUGUGAGCUACGCCCAUAUCAGAACGAAUUGGAUCAAGACAUGCAGAUUCAUGGUCUCCCAAGUGAGAUUUGGUAAAAGUGGAGUUGUCCACAACUAUGGUAUGCCAGAGCUCAGCAAGUUUGAACAAGACUUACUAGAAAGAAGCGUAGCGCUAGUAAGCUGUAGAGAACAAAUGGCCAAGGAGUAUUUGGAAUAUUAUCUAUGUAAGAGAAGAGAUAUUCUGCCGUACUUCAAACAGAGGGAGGUUGAAAUGUACCACGAGAAAAGGCAGAGUAUGAUGAGAAAUUGAUUUGUCCUAAUAUAAAGUGUUGUAUCUAACUUCAAUAAAAUUUCAAUUCUA